Peniophora sp. CBMAI 1063 is the source of this 1803-nucleotide messenger RNA. NCBI's taxonomy places the organism in Eukaryota, Fungi, Basidiomycota, Agaricomycetes, Russulales, Peniophoraceae. The record is from the annotation of a GenBank genome assembly.
AUGUUGGUCCGCCUCCCGCCCCUCGCGUUCGCUCUUGCUUUUGCAUCGCGCGCCUCCGCGGCUCUUCAUCAAGAAGUCAGUCAGAGUCUCCUAGACCGAGGUUUUGAUUACUUGAUCAUCGGAGCGGGUGCAGCGGGCGCUGUGUUGGCGAACCGUCUGUCGGAAGAUCCACACACCACCGUCCUUCUGAUCGAAGCUGGCUCCAGCGAUUUCGAGAAUCUCAAGAUCGAGGUGCCACAGGACGCGGUACAACUUUCGAACACGGUCUUCGAUUGGAACUUCACAACCAUACCUCAAGCCGGGUAUAAUGGUCGUACCGUCAAAUAUCCACGAGGUCAUGUCUUGGGAGGUUCGACUGCUAUUAAUCUUUUUGUCUACAGCCGUGGCUCUAGGGACGACUACGACCGGUGGGCGAACGUUACCGCGGACAGCGGAUGGACCUGGGACGCGCUGCAUGAGCGCUUUCUGAACUUAGAUGUAGUCACCCCUCCGGUCGAUGGCCACAACAUAAGCUUCCAGUUCGAUCCAGCCGUUCACGGAACAACCGGACUUUUGAACAUCAGUCUUCCGUCAACCCUCGUACCAGUGGACUUCAUCAGUAUGAACGCGUCUGCGGAACUCUCGAGCGAGUUUCCCUUCAAUCAAGACUACAAUUCCGGCGACCCUCUUGGCAUCUCAUGGGUACAGUCGACCAUCUUUGAGGGAGCCCGUUUCACCUCUGCAUCUGCCUUUCUCGUUCCCGCACUAGAGCGACCAAAUCUUGAAGUUGUCGUGAAUACGCUGGCUACGAAGCUAAUCCCGACAAAGAGGACAAAUGGAACGCCGGACAUCCGUACCGUGGAGCUUCUCAACUCAAGGACAAACAGGACCUUCCAGGUGACAGCGAAGUCCGAGUUGAUCUUGUCCGCGGGCGCGGUGAAGUCCCCGCAUCUUCUGCUUCUUGCGGGCAUCGGCGACGCUUCUUACCUCUCAUCCGUUGGCGUCACUCCGCUCGUUGAUCUCCCGGACGUGGGUCAGAACCUACAAGACCAUGUCUUCAUGCCCGUGUCUUGGAAUGUAUCGUCGAACAACACGUUCGACAACAUUCGCAACGAUGCCACACUCGCAGCUGAGCUACUUGAGCAGUGGAACACCACACGGACGGGUUUCCUUGCCGACGGCCCCAACAACGUCUUUGGCUGGCUCCGUAUCCCCGACAACUCAAGCAUCUUCUCAACGGCCAAAGACCCUAGCGCAGGCCCGACAAGUGCACAUAUCGAGCUGAUCUUCUCUGACGAGUUCGUGAGCAAGGUUCAGAAACCUCCUAGUGAGGGCAACUUCUUCACGAUCAUCGUCAACGUGAUCUCCCCUGCGUCGCGUGGCAACAUUACUCUCGGGUCACUCGAUCCGCUCGACAAACCCGUCAUUGAUCCCAACUUCCUCAGCGCACCCGUCGACAUCGAGAUUCUGCGCGAGGGUAUCAAGAUGGCUCGACGCUUCGUCUCGGCACCCGCAUUCGCGGACUACAUCGUGGCCGAGUUCGGCGACUUUGCAGAUGCGCUGACAGACGAGGAGAUCGAGGCGUUUGCUCGCGCGAACAGCGACACAGUUGAUCAUGUCGUCGCGACAGUGCCCAUGGGCCGUGCAGGGUGUACCGAGGCCGGGUGCGGCGCGCUUAACCCCGAUCUCACAGUCAAGGGGACGACGGGUCUGCGUGUUGUGGAUGCCUCUGCCUUCCCAUUCAUCAUAUCAGGGCACACGCAAGCUGCGACCUACGUCCUCGCUGAGCGCGCUGCAGACCUCAUCAAAUCAACAAAACAUUGA